AUGCCUGUCGUUCUCGAACGACCUCGAAACGUGCAGAUGAUGAGAGACUCAUCGUUCUACGGCCUGAAGGCAGCUAAACAGCACAAGAAGGCAAAACAGCUCCCCUGGGUCGACGUCAGUGACGACGACGAUAAGGAAAAGAGGAACGGAAUUAAGCGAAAGCAUUCCAGUAGCCAUAACCACCACGAUCACUCUCAGAAUGGUCAGAACGGGCAUAAACACAAAAAACGCCGGCGCUCAUCACAGCACAGCGACUCCCCACACCUGAAUGGAGUUUCAGACGAAGCGGGUCCGAGCAGACAAAGCACGCCCCACACCAAUGGCAUGAACUCGGGCUCGAUAAGCGCAAAAGCAAAGGCAAUCCAAGAGCAGCGUCGUCAGCUCCCCAUUGCCCAAGGAAGAGAUGCUCUCAUUGAUGAAAUCAAGAAUAACGAUGUCACUGUACUUCUAGGAGAAACGGGUUCUGGAAAGACAACUCAGGUUCCUCAAUACAUCCUGGAGAGCGGGAUAGCGAGAAACGGCAUGAUAGCAGUUACUCAGCCACGUCGAGUUGCCGCCACUUCUCUUGCGCAGCGUGUAGCGUUGGAGCAAAGUGUUCCCGUUGGAGGCCUUGUUGGUUAUGCCGUUCGUUUCGACGAGAAGCAUUCGGCCAAAACCCGGAUAAAAUACCUUACUGAUGGAAUGAUUGUCCGGGAACUCAUGUCGGAUCCGCUUCUGAGCAACUACAGUGUGGUGAUCGUCGACGAAGCCCACGAAAGGACGCUCCGAACGGAUUUGCUCAUAGCCAAUCUCAAGUCCAUUCAAAAGCAGAGGAACCCAAGUCCCAACGAUAAGGGGAAGGGGAAGGCGGAUUCUUCCAACCCUCUCAAGGUUGUCAUUAUGAGUGCUACUCUCGACGCUGAGAAAUUCAGCAAAUUCUAUUACAAUGCGAAAAUUGUCUACAUCAAGGGCCGGCAACAUCCCGUCAAGAUAUAUCACUCUGUGGAAAGCCAGUUAGACUAUACAGACGCUGCUAUGCGAGCGUUCUUCCAAAUCCACACCGAUCAACCGCCGGGAGAUGUUUUGAUAUUCCUACCUGGUCAAGAGGAUAUCGAGAGUCUUCAAAAGUCAAUUCAACUUUUUGCCAACCAACUGCCUGUGGAUACGCCCGCGGUGCUGACAUGUACCAUGUUCGCUGCACAGGACAACUCGCAAAAUAGCAAGGCUUUCAAUCCAACGCCUCCCAACACGCGGAAAUGUAUCCUGGCCACCAACAUUGCUGAAACGUCGAUAACGAUACCUGGUAUCAAAUACGUUAUCGACACCGGGAAGUGCAAGGAAAAGCAGUACCUUGCCAGAUCCGCAGGUGGAGGAUUUGAUACUCUCUUGACGAGGGAUAUCACAAAGUCCUCUGCCACAUGGAACGAUAGAGCUAUUGUUUUCUUGCUAGAGGAGGCGUAUAGCAGUAUGGCAGUCUCAGGAGACCCCGAAAUCCUCAGGUGCAGCCUCACCUCGAGCAUCCUGAAUCUCAAAUGUCUGGGACAGAACCUUGAAGACAUUGACCUCAUGGACAAGCCCGAUUUUGAGUCUAGCAAGUGA
Messenger RNA from Cyclocybe aegerita, 1578 nucleotides. The record is from the annotation of a GenBank genome assembly. NCBI's taxonomy places the organism in Eukaryota, Fungi, Basidiomycota, Agaricomycetes, Agaricales, Hemipholiotaceae.